CAUAUAAGCUUAGAAAAUUUUUAUCACAAAUAACAAACGAAAUAAUGAAAAGGUGUUAAUCGAACGAUAAUAUUUAUAAAAUAUAUAGAAAGACAUUUUCUUUGAGGAAAUAUCAUAUGAAAAAUUGAAAGUGCCAAAGUAAUAAUGUUUGAAUUAGAUUUGUAAUAUAUGUAUGUAGCCACGCGAUUGACACGUCACUUGUAACGAACCAAUAAUAUUCAAUUCUUCCGAUCCGGUUUUUAAAUGUUGUUCCAAUCGUUUCUUUUUUAAUUCAUAUAACUUUAGUUGUUCUGUCCGGACAUUAUUAAACAGUCAAAAUGAAGAUGGCCGCCGAGGUGAGGUGGCUCUUAAUAUAUCUCGCAAUUCCAACAUUUACUCUUGUUUCUGCCGAUAUUCCUCAUCGAAAAUUUGAGUAUAAAUAUUCUUUUAAGCCACCGUAUCUCGCACAAAAGGAUAGAUCCGUACCUUUCUGGGAAUAUGGAGGAAAUGCCAUUGCUAGUGCCGAAAACGUUAGAGUAGCACCAUCAUUAAGAAGUCAAAAGGGUGCAAUAUGGAUGAAACAACCAAUUAAUUUUGAUUGGUGGGAAGUUGACUUGAUGUUCAGAAUCACUGGUCGUGGUAGAAUAGGUGCGGAUGGUUUAGCAUUUUGGUAUACUAGUACCAAGGGUGCCUACAAUGGCACUGUUUUUGGUAGUUCUGACCAAUGGAAUGGCCUUGGAGUUUUCUUUGACUCCUUUGAUAACGACAAUAAACACAAUAAUCCAUAUAUUAUGGCUGUGCAAAAUGAUGGCACAAAAAUUUUUGAUCAUGCCAACGAUGGUACAACACAAUUACUGGCAGGUUGUUUAAGAGACUUUCGUAACAAACCUUUUGCAACACGUGCAAGAAUAGAAUAUUACCAGAAUGUAUUAACGUUAUUAUUUCAUAGCGGUAUGACAAAUAAUGAUCAAGAUUAUGAGACUUGUUUCCGGGUGGAAAAUGUAAUUUUACCAAAGUCUGGAUAUUUUGGUGUAUCAGCAGCUACAGGUGGUUUGGCUGAUGAUCAUGAUGUAAUACAUUUCUUAACAACAUCAUUACAUCCACCUGGUCAAUUACCUAUAGAUGGUUACAAAGUUUCUGUGGAAGAUCAGGUUAAAUUAAGUCAAGAAUAUCAAGAUUAUCAAAAGAAAUUGGAACAACAAAAAGAAGAAUAUCACAGAGAACAUCCAGAUCAACGUAGAGAGAAGGAUGAAUUUGAAGAAUAUUUUGAAACAGAUAAUCAGAGAGAAUUGAGACAGAUAUUUUCUGGACAAAGUCAAAUGUUCAAUGCAUUAAGAGAACUUAGCAGAAAGUUAGAUGAAAUUGUUGGAAGACAAGAAAGAACAAUUAGUUUGGUUUCUCAAGUUCAAGUGGGUGGAAUAGGAGGACAAGGACAGCCAAUUCAGUUAAUAGAUACUAUUCGUCGGCAAGAAGUCGAUGCUGUUCUUAAAAAUCUAAAUAUUUUAAUUAGCACACUUCAAGAAAUUAGAUCUUUUAUAGGCGAUGUUAAUUCUAAAACAGAUAACAUUUUAAAUAAUCAGGCCCGCAAUCCAACGGCUCAAGUACAAUCGAUGGGCUAUGACUAUCAAGCAAUAAUAUCCGAAAUGCGAGAUAGACUUAAUGUAUUAAUGAGAGAUAUUGCACAAACUAAUACAAAAUUGGCAGAUUGUCCAACAACAAAUUGUUUAACAACAAUGAUGUUCCUUUUGUUUGUGGCUAUACAAAUGAUAAUAUUAUUAGCAUAUAGUUUAUAUCGGGAUAACAAAGAAGCACAAGCUAAAAAGUUUUAUUAGUGAAGAACAAGUAAUAGUGAAUAUGUGGCGAGGGAUAUGUAAAAGUGUAUUGGGUUGGUGUUAGUAUUCCUCACUGUUCGUAUUUCACCAACUAUGGUUUUACUUAACAUCUGUAUAAUAAAUGCAUCUUCUCAUUGAUCAGAUUGAUCAUAUAAUCAUUAACGUCAAGUGGACAAAUACAAAAUUAUUGUCCAAUAUGGGUAUUCAGAGCUUGAUUUCCUUUGAGAAUUCACACACAGUUUUAUAUAUAUAUAUAUGUAUGUAUGUAUGUAUGUAUGUGUAUAUAUAUAUGUAUAUGUAUAUAUAUAUAUAUAUAUAUAUAUAUAUAUAUAUAUAUAUAUAUAUACAUAUAUGUUUAUUUUAAGAUCUUUCUUUGUCAAAAUUAUAUAUUCCGUUAAAAUCAAAUCAAUAUGAAAUACACAUUGUAGAUUAGCCGGUCAAUGAUUUUCAAGACAAUUGUUGUUUAUAAUAUAUAUUUUUUUACUGUUUAUCGUUAAAAAAGAAAAAAAAAAGGCGUUUCGCGCUAUGCGCACAUAUUUUUAAAACGAUUUCUUUAUUUCGAUUGUUUCUUUUUUUUUUCUUUUUUUUUUUUUUUUUUAAUUUUAUAUUUUUUUUUUUUUCGUAAUUUUUUUCUGUUUUGUUCUUCUUUUUUUAACUUUUUAAAAUUUUUUGAAAUAUUUUUUUCCUUCCUAGAUUUAUUUCCUUAAUAAUGGAGUAGUUUAUUCCAAGACAUCUUUAUACGACAUUUUGUACCACUUUUACAUGACAGCUUCAAUGAAAAAAAAACACCAGGAUAAUAUUAUAUUAGUUAAAUAAAUGAAAUAUAUAUAUAUAUAUAUAUAUGUAUAUAUAUUUCAUAAUUCUUUGAACUCUUUUAAGUUCACAAUUGCAUUUAUUAUUAAUCUAAUAAUUCGUUUAAUACAAACAAAAGACUUGUUUCAGCAAAAGAUGCAAUUUUACAAACUUUUUAAUCUGCUGUUACGAGUUUUUUUUUUUUUUUUUUUCUGUUAUAUAUAUAUAUAUAUAUUACACUUGCAUUUUGGUUAACACAUUUAGAACCGUUGACAGGCAUUUGCUAUAUUUUCAAUUCUAAUAUAUGAAAUGUAUAAAAAAGAAAAAAAAAAGAAAAAAAAAUCAAGAAAACAAAACUAGAUAGGUACGGGGUAGACAAACAAUAUAAAUGAUGAUCAUUGUAGAUGAAGUAUUGAGAGAUAUUAUGAAAUUCAAUAUAUAUCCAUAAUUCUCAUUGCAUUUGUAAAAGUUUAUGGAAGAUUAUAAAUGUAUAAGGAAUUAUAUCUGAUAAUAAAAUUUAAGAAAAAAUUACUGUCGAUUUAAUCUCUUUUUUUCUUUUUUUUGCUUUUGUGUGUAAUAAUUUUUUUGGACUUUUUUUUUUUCUUUUUUUAAUCUUACAUACCACGAGCAUUUAUAUUUUAUCGAACGAAAGUUAAAAAAAAAAAAAAAAAAUAAAAAACUAAAAAAAAAAACCAACAACGCAAGGAAUACGAAGGGAUUUUUAUAUGUAUCACGUCGUAUGUUAUAUAAAAUUGUUUUACAAAGUAAAUAUUUUGUUGUACGUUAUGUAAUAGAAUUUUAUUAAAAAAUA
Molecule: messenger RNA, 3414 nt
Organism: Vespa velutina
Lineage: Eukaryota; Metazoa; Arthropoda; Insecta; Hymenoptera; Vespidae
Gene: ergic53
Product: protein ERGIC-53
Exons: 10
Coding region: 318-1811 (497 amino acids)
Biological process (GO): Golgi organization; endoplasmic reticulum to Golgi vesicle-mediated transport; endoplasmic reticulum organization
Cellular component (GO): Golgi membrane; endoplasmic reticulum-Golgi intermediate compartment; COPII-coated ER to Golgi transport vesicle
Molecular function (GO): D-mannose binding
Source: RefSeq, a predicted model, not a curated record